AUAACAACAACACCAUUAUACAACGUACUGCAACUGGGCAGCAACAUCAACAAGCACACCACCAGCAGCAGCAGCAGCAGCAGCAGCACCAACAGCAGCAGCUACAUCAUCAUCAGCAGCAGCACCAGCAGCAGCAACAGCAACCACAGCAACGCAUUAGAACGUGACGCUUAUAUGCAAUGCAAGCAUUGUAAACGUUUUUACAAAUCGGUGCAAAAGUUGCAAGAACAUGUACGCAAAUAUUGUUUAAAAGAGAAAAAAUAUAAAUGCGUCUCGUGCGAAUAUCGUUCGCGACGUAAAGAUCACGUACUGCGUCAUGCGAAACGUAAACACUGCGAACUAUACGAGCAAUACCGGGACGACGAGGAAUGCUUAUUUGUUAUACGAAACGAAGACGAAAGCGAUGAACGCGACGGUGGGCGAUACGAUCAUGAUAAUGAUUUUGCCAACGAUAUACUAAUACCGGCAAUCUCAUUGGGAACGGGUACAUCAAAUUUAAGUUCUUCAUCGUUAAUGCCGGCCACUACUAUGCGUGAGUUGGGCUUUGAUUUCGGUAGCCGUGAUUUAACCAUAACGGCCGUUCCAAUUUUGCAAGAAAGUGAAGAGGAUGAUGAUGACUACGAUGAGGAUGCAGAAUAAUAGGAAAAUGGACAAUAUAAAUACAGUAAAUAAAAUAAAACUGAAAAAAAAAACCUGAAGAGAAUUCAAAGGCAGGUGCAUGUAAGCCAAAAAAAAAAAA
Glossina fuscipes is the source of this 739-nucleotide messenger RNA. Its product is annotated as transcriptional regulator of yeast form adherence 4-like. The record is from RefSeq and is a predicted model, not a curated record. NCBI's taxonomy places the organism in Eukaryota, Metazoa, Arthropoda, Insecta, Diptera, Glossinidae.